Molecule: messenger RNA, 609 nt
Organism: Syzygium oleosum
Lineage: Eukaryota; Viridiplantae; Streptophyta; Magnoliopsida; Myrtales; Myrtaceae
Exons: 1
Coding region: 16-474 (152 amino acids)
Source: RefSeq, a predicted model, not a curated record
UGCUCUCAGUUGCAAAUGGCGACAAAUUUUGGGCUCGCCCCUUGUUUCAACGUCACGUCACCAGUCAGUGGCACCACUCACCAUCCAUAUAAAGAACUCCCACCCGCUCUCAUCUUCUCCAUCCAAUCAUCACUUCAGUUCAACACACCAUCAGAAGCACAAGAUCGAACGGCAUCAAGUCUGAAGAUGAGCUCGACGAGCAGAGCGUGGGUCGUCGCCGCCAGCGUGGCCGCCGUGGAGGCCCUCAAGGACCAAGGAUUCUGCCGCUGGAACUACACCCUCCGCUCCAUCCACCAGCGCGCCAAGAAUCGGGCCGUGUCCUCGUUUUCUGAGGCCAGCAGCAGCAAGAAGCGAUCUCCUCAGUCGUCGACCGCUGCGGCGGCUUCGAGGAGGCUAGCGGGAGAUGCGGAGGCGAGGCGGUCGGAGGAGUCGAUGAGGAAGGUCCUGUACUUGAGCUCUUGGGGUCCCAAUUGAGGUUCUCCGAAUAAGUAGAUUAGGUCGAGAAGGAAACCGAAGUUGGUUGCUUAGAAUGGAUGUAAAUUAUAAAUACAUGCUGCAAUUACAGCAGACAAUAUAUAUUACGUGAAAGGACUUUCCCAUUUGCACUUA